UGUCAAUUAUGUCAACAUAAAAAGGUUAUUUGAAAUACAUCUGAGUGGAACAUUGAAAAAUCAAAUUUUUACCCGGAGCCCCGAAAAAAAACAGCGGUUUUGCUCAAUAAAAUGUCUAACCGCAUGCCCCCGGUGGACCUAAAUAAAUUGAAGGCUAGCGACAAAGAAUUCAUCAGCCGCGUAAGCAAAGAGAACUUGGAUCGAGUUGCCAAAUUGAAGAGAGUUCGGCGCAAUAAUUGGAUCACUUUUGGGUUCCUUGGAGCCACCGUACUGGGUAUAUACAGUUACACUAUCUACUCGGUCAAACAGGAGACCUUCCUAGACGAUUUUAACAUACCCGAGACCACAAAGCCCCUUGGAAAUGUUACAAACUAA
Messenger RNA from Anthonomus grandis grandis, 375 nucleotides. RefSeq names its product cytochrome c oxidase assembly factor 3, mitochondrial (gene Ccdc56). Lineage: Eukaryota; Metazoa; Arthropoda; Insecta; Coleoptera; Curculionidae. Gene Ontology annotation, biological process: mitochondrial respiratory chain complex IV assembly. The coding region runs from base 112 to 375 and encodes 87 amino acids. Gene Ontology annotation, cellular component: mitochondrial inner membrane. The record is from RefSeq and is a predicted model, not a curated record. The transcript has a single exon.